This is a messenger RNA of Didymella exigua CBS 183.55, 1356 nucleotides long. RefSeq lists its product as uncharacterized. The record is from RefSeq and is a predicted model, not a curated record. Bases 1 to 1356 code for a protein of 451 amino acids. The transcript has a single exon. Lineage: Eukaryota; Fungi; Ascomycota; Dothideomycetes; Pleosporales; Didymellaceae. Gene Ontology annotation, biological process: regulation of transcription by RNA polymerase II. Gene Ontology annotation, molecular function: RNA polymerase II cis-regulatory region sequence-specific DNA binding; DNA-binding transcription factor activity, RNA polymerase II-specific. Gene Ontology annotation, cellular component: nucleus.
AUGAUGAAUUCCGCAGCCAGAGGUUAUCGUCGUGGCGUGUCGACAGACACACCGCAGAUGUCUCCGGGCUUCAGUCCUUACACUGGAUUCCUGACCCCUCCUUCACCGUACGGCGGCAUUGAGGAACGCAGGGGCUCGAUCGUGUCGCUUUCAGCUUCUGAGUACUCGGUACCAACUCCCACCUCAGAGCGAAGCCCGUUCUCAGAGGCAAGCUGGCAACAUGUCCCCUUUGGUGGCUUUCAAACACAGACAAUGUCCGGACUUCGCCAUGCUCUACCUUUGGGCACCGUGGGUCUCCCGAUGAAAACACCGACCACGGAGUACGACUGGUCUGUACCGGCCGGCAGUAUCGAAGUACCCAUGCGGAUACCGGAUAGCAUGGCUCCGAGUGCAGGAUAUCUCUCUUCUCAGAUGAACUCCUUCUCUGAAUCUGAUCACCUCACACCCACGUCGACCAAUUCCAACUGGAGUUUUUCGACCGCUCCCGAGCACUCGGAUCUGGAGUACGGUAUGACUGGGCAGCAAACAUUUUGGCAACACCCAGUACCAAGCGCACAUUCCAUAGUCGGUCAAACCAUCGCUCCUGCUGACGCUAUGGUCGGCCAUGAGGACUAUGGCCUUGUCGAUGACAACGACUCCAGCUCUUUUAUGGAGACGGAACCAUUUGAUCAUGCGACCUUCGCAACAUCCCCACAUGACAAUGCACCUAUGACGCUCCCACCUUCACCACAAGAGGUUCAAGUCAAGCAGGAGCUUGAGGCAUCUGAGGCCGAGGAGAAGUUCACAAGAUCAAUCCAUGUCUCGCCCAAGGGUGGCAAGACUGUCAAAAAAGAGCGUCGUCUCAAUGGUGUGUCCAAGCGGAGAGGUUCCAAGUCGAAGUCCCAAUUAGUAUUCAGACGUUUACACGACGGCCACAUUGACGUGGAAGGCUACGAGGUGAAUCCCGUCACUGGCAAACGAGAACCGAUCAACGGCCCCACUGUUGAAUGGAAGUACUGCGACUGGCCCGACUGUCAGAGUAGAUUUAAGAGGCCCGAGCAUCUGAAGCGACACCAGCGUAUCCACCUUGGUGUCAAGGAGCACGAGUGCCGGGUCGAAGGUUGCCCCAAGGUCUUCGAUCGUCGGGACAACUACUGGCAGCACGGUACGACCCACAUCCGCAUUCCGGGCAAGAAGGAUGGCCGCAACCCACGAUUACCCUUCUCAGAGAUGAUCAAGUACGCCGACGACACGAAGCACAUCGAGUUCCUAGAGAAGGCGUACAGGAAAGCAUGUGGGGAGGAUAUAUCGAUGGAAAGCGACGAUGAGAGCGCACACAUCGGUCGCAAGAAGCACAGUAUUCGCUGCCGUCUUUGA